Molecule: messenger RNA, 1887 nt
Organism: Penicillium roqueforti
Lineage: Eukaryota; Fungi; Ascomycota; Eurotiomycetes; Eurotiales; Aspergillaceae
Product: MDR family MFS transporter
Exons: 4
Coding region: 1-1887 (628 amino acids)
Biological process (GO): transmembrane transport
Molecular function (GO): transmembrane transporter activity
Source: RefSeq, a predicted model, not a curated record
AUGGGCUUCCUCAAUGCCUUCAAAGCUAAAUUUCGCAAGGAGGGAGAUGUACCUGGAGACAAAACCGAGCACAACAAUGAGCACAAAAAUGUGGCACCCAAUGACGACACCCAUUCCCAGUCUGAAGGUCAGACUUCAAAGCCCCCAAGUGAAAAGGAGAGCACUCUAGUCGAUGAGCCUUUGAUGAGAAAUACUACUCCCAAUGAUGACACCAAGAGUGAACUUGCGAGCCGUAAUAAUCCAACGCCUGUUCACAACGACUCCAACCGGGAGCUGGUCCCCAAAAAGCCAUUCGAUGAGCAGCCCACAGAAGAAGAAAAAAAAGAGGACAGUGACGCCGAAACGCCGGAGGAUGAGGAAGAAUAUCCAAACGCAUGGAGAUUGACUAUGAUCAGCAUUGCCUUGUGUCUAUGCGUGUUCUGCGUGGCAUUGGACAACACAAUCAUAGCAACAGCAAUUCCCAAGAUCACUGAUCAAUUCAACUCACUCGAGGACGUCGGCUGGUACGGAAGCUCAUAUCUUUUGACAACAUGUGCCGUGUCCCUGAUGUUCGGCAAACUCUACACGUUCUACUCUAUCAAGUGGAUAUAUCUCAGUGCGCUCUGCAUUUUCGAGAUCGGCUCGCUCGUUUGCGCUGUCACUCCCACCUCGGUCGGACUCAUCUGUGGUCGAGCCAUCGCCGGCCUCGGAGCGGCUGGUCUUUUCUCGGGCUCUAUCCUCAUUAUCAGCAAGAGUGUACCCCUAGUCAAGCGACCGAUGUAUACAGGUCUUAUUGGCGCGAUGUUUGGUAUUGCCAAUGUAGCUGGUCCUCUGAUGGGAGGCGCAUUCACCGACCACGUCACCUGGCGUUGGUGUUUCUAUAUUAACUUGCCUAUCGGAGCAGUGACUUUCCUCUUCGUGCUGUGCUUCUUCCAAGCACCUAAAGCCAUCUUGAAGAAGAACACCUUGAGAGAACAGAUCAAGGAGCUAGACCUGGUUGGCUCUCUCUUUUUCCUGCCCUCUAUCAUCAGCUUGUUGCUGGCGCUGCAAUGGGGUGGUACCAAGUAUGCAUGGGGCAGUGGACGCAUUAUCGGCUUAUUUGUGGUAUUUGGUGUUCUCGGUCUCAUCUUCAUUGGGGUGGAGAUCUGGGCCGGGGACCGCGCAACUGUCCCACCACGCCUGAUUAAGAACCGUAACGUUUGGGGCUCGACAUGGUAUGCCCUUGCUCUUGGUGCUUCUUUCUUCGUAUUGACCUUUUAUCUCCCUAUCUGGUUCCAAUCAAUCAAGGGCGCAACCGCCUUGAAAUCCGGCAUCAUGAAUCUGCCCAUGAUCAUCGCAGUCGUGGUUGUCUCUAUCCUGGCUGGUGGCCUCGUCACCACCUGCGGAUACUACACUCCCUUCAUGAUCGCCUCGGCCAUCAUCAUGACCAUCGGCGCAGGGCUCCUGACAACUCUAGAGACAGACUCAAACCACUCAAAGUGGAUCGGAUACCAGGCAAUCUUCGGUAUCGGCCUGGGUCUGGGCAUGCAGCAGCCCAUUAUCGUCGCUCAGACUGCCCUGAAGGCCGAAGACGUACCCAGCGGUACGGCUAUCGUCAUGUUCGCCCAGACUCUUGGUGGCGCUAUUUUCGUUUCCGUCGGGCAGAAUGUGUUCCAAAACCAGCUCAUCCGGAACUUGGCUCAGUAUGCGCCUGACGAAGAUGCUGCGAAGCUCGUAUCUGUUGGCGCUACUAUGCUGCGCACUGUUGUUAGUGGCGAUUCCUUACACCGUGUCCUGGUUGCCUAUAAUGCUGCUAUUACGCAGACCUUCUAUGUUGCUGUCGCCAUGGGCGCAUUGUCGCUCAUUGGGCCCAUCUUCGUUGAGUGGUUGUCUGUCAAGGGCAAGAAGGUCGAGGUAGCUCCUGUUUGA